AUGACCCAGCUCAUAUGUGUCCUAGUUGCCUUGAACUUGCUGGCCUCUGAUGCACUUCAGCUCGGGCCGGCUGGCACUUGGGCAGGUGCAAGUUGCAUACUGCGGGAGCAGGACGCCCUGAUGUCCUUCAAGCACGACAUCACCAGCGACCCCAUGGGCGUCCUUGACUCUUGGCACAAAGAAGGCCAAGGGGACUGCUUGCAAGUGUUGCAUUUGGGAUCCAACAAUAUUACCGAAAUAAUUCCGGAACAGAUAGCACACUUAACCAGCUUAGUCGUUCUUGAUAUCUCUCGGAACAACCUAGCUGGAGGUAUACCAGGAGGGGUGGGGCUGCUCUCUAGUUUAAGCAGACUUGAUCUCUCUUUUAAUUAUCUUAGUGGACCUGUGCCAUCUGAGGUUGGUAUGCUCGGUAAUUUGACCAUAUUGAAUCUGGAACAUAACAAUCUUAGCGGACAUGUUCCAUCUGAAAUCCGUAUGCUUGGCAAUUUGGCCACGAUGGACCUUCGAGACAACAACUUGAAUGGUGACUUCACUGAAGAACAUUUUACAAGUCUAACGAGGUUAAAGAGGCUGCUAUUAAGUGGGAAUUCCUUGCGGAUUAUAGUUGGUCCCGAUUGGAUACCACCCUUCAGUUUACAAGAAAUAGAUCUUGGCUCUUGCCAACUGGGCUCUUCGUUUCCUGCAUGGCUUCAGUUCCAAGUGGACAUGUGGGUGAUGGAUAUAUCUAGCACCGGUAUAGUUGAUAGGCUUCCUGACUGGUUCAGCACUACAUUUGCAAAGGUCAUAUAUCUAGACAUCUCCAACAAUGGAAUAAGCAGCAGGUUGCCAAGAAACAUGGAAUUCAUGGCACUGGAACAUUUCUUUAUCAAAUCAAAUAAACUGACUGGUGAAAUCCCCAACUUACCAAGAAAUAUUAUCAGCCUGGACAUGUCUGAAAACUCUUUGUCUGGAAAUUUGCCAUCAAACAUUGGGUUUACAGAUUUGAGAUCAUUAUGGCUGCGAUCCAAUCAAAUAACUAGUCGUAUUCCCGAAUCUCUCUGCAAAGCGGAAUCCUUGUAUUCCUUGGACUUGAGCAGCAAUCUUUUGGAGGGUCAACUUCCUCCAUGUUUUGGGGUGAUGGGCAGUGCCUUUCUCAUGUUGAGUAACAACAGAUUCUCAGGCAAGUUCCCAUCGUUUCUAAAAAAUAUGAGAGAAUUGAAGUCUCUAGAUCUAUCACAUAAUAGUUUUUCCGGAAGGUUACCAUUGUGGAUUGGAGAGAUGGUUGAAUUAAGAUUUCUGGGGCUAAACCAUAAUACAUUUUCUGGAGAAAUCCCACCUGCCAUCUCAAAUCUUAGUCACCUUCACCAUCUGAACCUAGCAGGCAAUGGCUUAUCAGGAGCCAUACCGUGGCAUCUGUCAAAUAUGACGGCCAUGAUAGGAAAGGAUGCAAAGGAUUUCUCUGAACUAUAUUCUACCGGUUACUUUGAUAUAGUUCACAUCCGUUCGUUAGACUUUUCCUCUGCGGUCGUCAAGGGACGGGAACUUAAUUAUAGUGCCGGCAUUUGGGAUUUGGUGAGCAUUGACCUAUCUUUGAACCAAUUAACUGGGGUAAUCCCAGAAGAAAUGCUUCUUCUUGAUGGGUUGAUAAACCUGAAUCUAUCGUGGAACCGAUUGAGUGGGGAAAUCCCAAAUAAGCUUGGGGCCUUGCAGGCAUUGGAAUCACUUGACCUCUCAAGGAACAUGUUUUCUGGCAUAAUCCCUUCGAGUCUGUCUGAUUUAAACUAUUUGAGCUACUUGGACUUGUCUGGUAACAAUCUAACAGGGAGAAUACCAUCAGGACGUCAGCUUGACACCCUCUACACACAACAACCUUCCAUGUACGGUGGCAACAGUGGUCUUUGUGGGACUCCUCUUCCAUACAGUUGCCCCGAAAAGGAUGUAGCAAGGCAAGAUGGUCAAAAAGGGAACGAACAUUCAUUUGAGCCAAUGACCUUCUAUUUUGGAGUCGCUCUAGGAUUUAUUUUGGGUCUCUGGGUGGUGUUCUGCAUCUUGUUGUUCAAGAAAGCAUGGAGGAUUGCUUAUUUCCGCGUGGUUGACCAGACAUAUGAUCAGAUGUAUGUGUUUGCCGUUCUUACAUGGAAAAGCUGAGCCAGAAAGGGGGCUACAAAUGAGUAACAAGAGCUCUGAAGAAGCAUGAAGCAGCAUAUUUAUGAUGGGAUUUCUAUUUCGUUGAAGUUAAUGUAAAGGAUAUUGAUGAUUUGUAAUUGUCUAUGCGUGUAUGAUAAAUUGAUAAUACUUUUGAACUCCUGUAUUUGCUACUGCUCAGAUCUUGUAAUGAUUGUUUGUUCCGUAUUUCCUUGCUUCAUAUAGUUUA
Molecule: messenger RNA, 2353 nt
Organism: Hordeum vulgare subsp. vulgare (domesticated barley)
Lineage: Eukaryota; Viridiplantae; Streptophyta; Magnoliopsida; Poales; Poaceae
Product: receptor-like protein EIX2
Exons: 2
Coding region: 1-2127 (708 amino acids)
Molecular function (GO): protein binding
Source: RefSeq, a predicted model, not a curated record